Arachis duranensis is the source of this 1686-nucleotide messenger RNA. RefSeq lists its product as uncharacterized. The coding region runs from base 1 to 1686 and encodes 561 amino acids. NCBI's taxonomy places the organism in Eukaryota, Viridiplantae, Streptophyta, Magnoliopsida, Fabales, Fabaceae. The transcript has a single exon. The record is from RefSeq and is a predicted model, not a curated record.
AUGGUUCAUGAGGCAUUCAACUUUCCAGGUUUUGUUGCCAAUGAAGAUGACUCGAGCAACAAAGAUUUUGAGGGGGAUGCCGAAGAGUUGCCAUAUUUGUACAGCAAACCUAGUCACGCGGCUCGUCAUUUUGAGGAGCUGCUUGAGGAUGGAGAGCAAGAAUUGUAUUCGGGAUGCACAAAAUUCUCAAAGCUGGCUUUCUUGGUGAGGCUAUACCAUAUAAAGUGCAUGUGCGGCGUGAGCGACAAGACCUUCGAAAUGAUAUUAGAGCUACUGUGUGAUGCCUUUAAGCAUGCAAAGAUUUCGGCUUCACUGCACGAUGCCAAGAGGAUCAUACGAAAGCUCGGAAUUGCGUACAAGAAGAUAGAUGCAUGUCUGAAUGACUGUAUGCUAUAUCAGGGCAGCGAUCAAGAACUGUCUAGGUGCAAGAGAUGUGGGACCUCGAGAUGGAAGCAAAAGACUAGGAGGAAUUCCAUUGUCUGGAUCAAUGUGGUUGUUAAGAAGAAUGGGAAGCCGCAGGCGGCGAAGGUUUUUCGUUACUUUCCCCUUGUUCCACGAUUGCAGCGGAUGUUCAUGUCCAGUAAGACAUCUGUUGACAUGUUGUGGCACAAGAAAGGUCCUAACUCGGAUGGUUUUUUGAGGCACCAAAGGGACGGAGAGGCAUGGAAGGCAUUUGAUAGAAGAUAUACUCACUUUAGUGGCGAUCCACGCAGCGUUCGUUUAGCCUUAGCUAGCGAUGGCUUUAGUCCCUUCGGAAAUCUCAGCUCAAGGUACUCGAUUUGGCCCGUGAUUCUCAUCCCCUACAACCUGCCCCCAUGGAGUUGUAUGAAACCCAGCUCUUUCUUGCUGUCUAUGAUUAACCCCGGUCCCAAGAUGCCUGGUAAUGACAUAGAUAUCUACCUACAACCCUUGAUAGAUGAGUUGAAGCAGUUGUGGGGUGGUGUUGAUACGUACGACGCUAGCGAGAAAAAAACAUUCAAGAUGCAUGCUGCGUUGAUGUGGACAAUAAACGAUUUUCCAGGGUUAGGCAACUUAUCUGGGUGGAAUACGUACGGUGGGAGAGCAUGUCCUACGUGCAACCUGGAUGCUGAGUCCAAGCGACUCACUUUCAGUCAGAAAUGGUGUUUCAUGGGUAAUCGGCGCUUUCUGAAUCAAGGCCACAGAUUUCGGCAGGACCGGGUUAGAUUUGAUGGGAAGGUAGAGGUCAGAGGUCCGCUUGUAACAUUGUCGGGUGGAGAUAUUUUGAGACAGUUAGAUAAUGUGCAUGUCAAGCUUGGCAAGGUGCAAACAGAAGCUGGUAAAAGAGCACGCGGACAACAGGCUGCAUUACAAGAUGAGUCUCCUUGUAAAAAAAGGAGUAUAUUCUUUGAACUCCCAUAUUGGGAGUAUAAUUUAUUGCGUCACAACCUGGACGUGAUUCACAUAGAGAAAAAUGUGUGCGACAACAUUAUCUACACGAUACUGAACGACAGUGGUAAAUCCAAAAACAACCUCAAAGCUCGAAAAGACCUCCAGCUGAUAGGAAGUAGGCGUGAACUUUGGCCCCGGGAAGAUGGAAAGUAUCCCACUGUAAUAUUCUCCAUGUCGAAUUCACAGAAGGACGUCUUUCUUAGGAAUUUAAAGAUCGUGGUCUUUUCAGAUGGUCAUUCGAGCAACAUAUCUUGCUGUGUUGACCUACAGCAGUGA